UUUAAGAAUAAAUUACACUCACAAAUCAGUAGAAAACGUUAGAUAUUUUAUUAUCUUUAAACGUAUUUCCGUAUUUUAUGAUACAGAUGGUGUUUUUGAAACGAGUUUUCCCUUCGUACAAAUGGAAUAUUCCAAGUACAGACACAAACAUUAAACUGACUUUUCAUUUACGUUACAUCCUUCGUAAAGAAAGUGUUUAGAAAAGCGUUUAAAAUAGAAAGAAAUGGCGGAUGAUAGUGGUAGUAAAAGAAGAGAUAAAUCUUCUUGUAAAGAAAAGCGCAUUUUCUUUAUGAAAAUGUUAGAAGAUGUUUUGUUAACUGGAGUACCUCAAAUAGUUACAGAAUCAGACGGAAGAAGAAAAAUCUUCAAAAUAAUCGUAUUUUUUGCUUGUUUAUCUGGAUUUUUAUAUCAUCUUAUAUCUUAUAUUAUCCUUUACCUCGCUUAUCCUACAACUUUAGACGUUUUGGUGGAAUUUAAAGAAACCGAACAGCUUCCAAAACCUGUUUUAACAAUAUGUGAUCUUAACGGACUGCGACGUAUUCCUUUGUGUAAAGAUUUUCCGGAAGAAUGCGAGAAACCGAAAAAUAUGAAAGCUUUAUGCGAACGUUUCGAAUAUUUCUGUAAAGAUAGUGACGUCGAUAACUUAAUGUUUCCGACACAUAACUUAUCUGUGGUUUCGGACUAUCUACGUAGUAUUGUGGAUAUCUACGGACCUACAGUUGACGAUAUUUUAAAAAAUUAUAGCAAUUUAACGACUCCAGUGUUUUAUACGAACACUUAUCGAAAAUUGAGGAAAUGCUAUUCUCUCGAUUUAGCUAAAUUUGACAAUUCUUAUUACACUGUCGUUUAUGACAAAUUCAACGCUUUUAUUUCGGAAGGAGAACUCGUUGGUACUAUAUUAGUAACGUUUAAUCCUAAAGAAAUAUCAAAUCCGAGUACUCCUGUAGGUGCAAAAGUAUCUGUACAUAAUCGUGAUCAACUCGUCAACCCUUUUCUUGACGGCUUUCAAAUUAAACCGGGAAGAACUUAUAACGUUAAAUUGAAAGCUGUACAAGAAAAUCUAUUGGAUUCUCCCUACAAUACAAAUUGUACAGAUUAUGAAAAACAAAAAGACAAAGGCUUUAAUGGUAUUUAUAGUCGUGAUUUUUGCAUAAUUGAAUGCAGAAAAGAAUUAUGGCUAGAAAACUGCAAUUGCGUAUUGGGAGAGUAUAAUUUUCCUUUUACUGGAAACUUCUGCGAUGAGGAAGAGGAAUUCCAAUGUAUUUCAGAUGUAGAUGUUGAUAAAUGUUAUAAACAAUGCAGAAGAGGUUGUAAAAUAUGGUAUUCGACGAUAAGUGUUUUCUACAAGAGACCUGAAAUUCUGGUUUAUAAAUAUAAACCGCAAUACGAGUUGAUCGAAUUUUUCAGUUAUAUUGGCGGUUACAUUGGGAUUUGGUUGGGAAUAUCUCUUAUUGCAGUAUUCGAUUUUCUAGAAAUGCUAUUCGUUUAUUUUUGCUGUAUAAUCAGAGGGAAAAUUCCUACUAAUAAAGAAACAAACUCGAAUAUUCUGUUAGAAAGUAAACCGAGUGCUUAACUAAAUCAAGUUUACACGCAAGUAUUCUGAGGUGAAAUAAUUAAUUUUAUAAAUUAAUUUGUAAAUACUAAUUACACAAUGAUAAACAGAAUAUAUGUUAGAAAACAUUUUGUUUUUAAUAAAAACAUUUUUUAACGUUGAAUUUAGUAGUUUUUAAUUGAAUUUAACGAUUUUUUUUUAACUUUGUUCAUACUACAUUAAACAACUGACUAUUAGUUCUGUACCAAUCUCGAUGACGUUCGCACAUGUUUAAGUAGAAGUACUGUACAACGUACAAAUGUCCAAUGCUCUGAUGAAGUGUAACCGUGAUCCUCCUACAUCGAACUGAUUCCUCUCUAAUGUCUGCCACUUAUUCAUUGCUACAUAUUACUCUGUCUGUCAAACUGAAACUGAAAACUUUUAACAGUUUACGCUGAAACUUUCGAACUGCUGUAAGAACGACGGAAAAAAUUCAACGCAUUAAAUAAAUUUUACUGAUGGUUUGUGGGUUUCUGAUAAGAGGAAAUCGCUGCAACGCUUAGCGAACCGUCUUAGUGGACUGUUUGACAGUGGCAUGAUGUCGGUGGAGUCACUGAAGAGUUUAAGUCGAAUUCCUUGCAAAGAUGAAAGCACGAAGAGCAUCGGUAGAAUGGAAGAAUCACGCCUCCCAAGCGAGUGAUUCGGGUUCGAUUUUCGGGCGAUGAAUGCUGGUCGACUGUAAAUAAUUUAGCUGUUACGGCUUACAGUUUUAUUUGCUGCAAGUAACGUUUUUUUUGCAGAAAUUCGACUGCGUGAUUUCGCUUGGUGAAGUGGACUGUACCAUAUGUUCUCGCAUAGUUUUUCACUGUGCAAUAACAUAUGGCGUACGCGAUUGGAAAUUGCGAGCGGGCUACGAGUUGAGACCGAAGAAUGCAGAAAAGUAUAUUUGGUAAGUUAUCAUUCUUGGAGUACUGAUAAACUUAGUGUUACAUCUGCUUUCGAACACAGAAAGCAACACUUCCUAAUUUGCCGCAACGUUCGGACUGUCUCGAAAUUAGGUUAAAGUGUAUGGCUAACUGAAUAUGAAACAACUGACGAUCUGACAAGAUGCAGCGUAAUACCAAGUGGA
Molecule: messenger RNA, 2660 nt
Organism: Centruroides sculpturatus (bark scorpion)
Lineage: Eukaryota; Metazoa; Arthropoda; Arachnida; Scorpiones; Buthidae
Exons: 11
Coding region: 224-1573 (449 amino acids)
Biological process (GO): sodium ion transmembrane transport
Cellular component (GO): membrane
Molecular function (GO): ligand-gated sodium channel activity
Source: RefSeq, a predicted model, not a curated record